ACAUGAACUCCACAUGUCUGCACCGUUACACCAGCUGACAACAUGUCUGUACAACCCUGCAGCAGGAGCACAAACCAGUCAAUGAGUCAUUGACCUGCUGUUAGCUUAUCCUGUUUGUCUCACUCUGAUCCAGGAAGUCCCUGAGUUCACGGCUCAGACUGUUUCACUUCAAACAGGUAGAAAACAACAGGAUCAUGGUCAGACCUCAGAGUAUCCUGCUGCUGCUCCACCUCCAGACCUGCUGCCACCUGAUCCAGACUCUGGACCCAGCUGCCCUGCGGUUUGUCGUGCUCGCAGACUGGGGGGGUCUUCCCGUCCCCCCGUACUACACCCCUCAUGAGGAGGCUGUUGCUGCAGAGGUGGACCUGCUGGCCCGGACCGAGGGUCUGGACUUUGUCCUGAGUCUGGGGGAUCACUUCUACUACAAUGGAGUCAAGAAUGUGGAGGACCCCCGCUUUAAGUUCACAUUUGAGCGAGUCUUCUCUCAGCCAUCGCUGCUGCACAUCCCCUGGUACCUGAUUGGAGGAAACCACGACCACAGAGGAAACAUCUCUGCCCAGAUGUUUUACUCCAACACGUCACACCGAUGGAAUUACCCAGGUCUGUACUACGAGCUCAGAUUUGACGUCCCUCUCUCCAAUGUGUCGGUGAGCAUCCUGAUGGUCGACACCGUGGUGUUGUGUGGGAACACCUACGAUCAGACCCCGCCCUCAGGACCAGAGAACCCCAGAGCCGCAGAGCGUCAGUGGGACUGGAUCAGGUCCAGACUGGCCAGCAGCAGGUCAGACUACAUGGUGGUGGGGGGUCACUAUCCUGUGUGGUCCAUUGGCCACCAUGGACCUACUUCCUGUCUGGUCAACAGACUGAGGCCUCUGCUGAAGAAGUACAGAGUCUCUGUUUACCUGAGUGGCCACGACCACAACCUGCAGUUCAUCAGAGAGGAUGAUGGGAGCUCGUAUGUGGUCAGCGGCAGCGGGACAGUCAGCGACCCGGCCUCCACCCACAGGGACCGUGUCCCUCAGUCCUGGCAGCUCUACUCCAGUCCUGUCAAUCACACGGCAGGAGGCGUGGCUUACUUCCAGGUGACUGAGUGUCACAUGACAGUGAGCUUCCUGCAGACUGAUGGGAAAUGUGUUUACCAGGCUGAGCUGCCAAGACGCUCAGUCAGCAGAGACGCUGUGUGACGCUGCAGUCACAGAUAGAACAGGUGGAGAGAGGAGCUCACCUGUGGAGAAUACAACUUGCUACAGGCUGAACAUCACUCAGAUGAUUCUCUGAUCAGCUGAUCGGACUCUUGAGUUCAGAUCACAUCUGAAAACUAAGAGCUGUGUCGAAGAACAAGUUCAUUUUCUAUAUAAUUAAACUAGAAUCUCGUCCUCCACUCAGAUGAGUGCAGGGUCACUUCCUGUUUG
Seriola dumerili (greater amberjack) is the source of this 1412-nucleotide messenger RNA. RefSeq names its product tartrate-resistant acid phosphatase type 5-like (gene acp5b). The transcript is spliced from 6 exons. Gene Ontology annotation, molecular function: acid phosphatase activity; ferrous iron binding; ferric iron binding. Gene Ontology annotation, biological process: bone resorption. Bases 195 to 1184 code for a protein of 329 amino acids. Lineage: Eukaryota; Metazoa; Chordata; Actinopteri; Carangiformes; Carangidae. The record is from RefSeq and is a predicted model, not a curated record.